AUGGACUCCAACGGACCUACCAUGUCCACUAGGACGUCGGGCCGGCUAGCUGCCCGGCGUGCUAGCGCAGCGAUCAAGCGGACCGCUGACGAGUUGGAGUUUAAUGAAGCGGCCGAGGUGACCACCAAACGUCCUCGUCGCCGCGCUGCAGUCAACCAUGCAGAGGACCCCAACACAGAGACCGAGUCCUCGCAAUCAACGAUUCCUAGUGAUCAUGCGGAAGAGGUGCAAGCGACGGAGAUGGAGGACAUUCUUAGCUCGAUGGCUGGCACCGCUAAGGAAGGGACUGAGUCUGCCCCAAAAACUAAGAUCACGCAGACCAUCGUCAUCCCCGCACCUCCAUCUCGUCAGCCACUGGUGUGGGCAAAAGGCCGCGGUAGUCUUUGUGAAGCCUUACCUUAUUUCAGAGCUUACAAAGGCAGCCUCCACUCAGCGGGUAAGGUGGCACAAGGCAUCCUGAUUGACUCAGAAGUCGACCCGCUGGAUGUCUUCGAUGACCAGGUCAUUAUCACGUCAAUCGGCGGUAAUCGGGUCAAAAAUAAAGAGACUGGCAGAAUGGUUCGUGCGAGGGAUACCGCAGACACUGCCAUGAAUUUCAAGUCAGCAUGGAACGCAUACGAGAACAAGACUCUUGUGGCACCCCCGCACCCUUAUGCCGUCCUUGGGUACUUCCAUAUUACCUACAUGUGGAAGGAAAGGCAGUUUUUCAUUGGCACCAAGAGCCCGAUUUCUACCUGGCGUAUGCGCCUCGAGAAGGCGGACUUGACCGAGCCUUCCUGGUGGGUUCCUGAUAGCCAAGAUGUCCAGGUCUUAGCCCCGCCCUCUGCAGCUGAGAGCAUCAAAGCACCAGUCGACAUCUGCGGCAAGUGCAAGGCUCCGAGCAAGGAGAUCUUUGAUGCUGGUUGGUUCUGCCUGAACCACAAGUGCAAAGACUACUAUCGGUUCCCAGAUGGCACGGGUGUUGCACUCAAGGGCCUCGCCUACACUGAGGCGUUUCUCAACGAGCGUACGCCUUUUAGGGGUCAGAUUCCCUCGGUUGUGCCUCCCAUUCCCGACCCAACCGGGCUUCAUGGCACAGAGCUUUCUCUUCGACGUGGCUUUGUGUGCCCAGAUUGCGGCUGCUGCAAUCGCCGCGUCUACUGGAACCGUUGGGUGUGUGAGAACCAAGAUUGCCAGUACACUCGCGACGCUCCCAUGCUCCACUAUCCCGAUGCCCUUCUCGAACAGGAGAAUGCAAAGUUCGAAGAGACAAUGCAGCUGCGAAGGACCAAAUACGGCGUGAACGAGAACUCGCUCAACGAGAUCGGGUAUGAGAUGGACCCAUUUGCCACGAUCUACCAGAGGGGCUAUCUCCGGUUUUCGCAGGCUCUUACCCUGGGUGGCUUCGAAGUCCUCUUGGGGUCGUUCAGCAUCUUCUCGGCAAGUGAGAGCGUCAACAGGAGACAUAAUGGCCCCGAUGAACUUUUUAGGACCCUCGAACUCAUCGACAUUGGUCUUCGCCGAAACCCUGCUGCAGUUGUUGGCCACAAACUUGAGGGAUACACCCGACACUUUCAGCAGAACUUCGGCGCGAGGUACAAGUUUGGUGUCGCGGUUCAAUCGACAGGCUUCUCCGAGGCACCGGAUGUGAUUCUCAUUGCCCUCCAACGCUUGAUCUGGGCAAAGCAGCAGGCUGUUGAUGCAUCCAAUGCCUUCAUUCGAGAGAUUGUGGCAAUUGGAGAGCUCGACCAGCAUUUAGUCGGGCCACAGGCUAUCGUAGCACAGGCCAACGACUUCAAUGAGCUAUUGGCUCUAGGAUACAUGGAGGAAGACAAAAUCAAUUACCAUGACGACGGCGAGAAAGAACUUGGACCUGCUGUCGCUGCCCUAUCGCUGGGCUCCCCAUCGACCAUGAGAUUCCGACCCAAACGAAACACCGGCUUCUUCCUUCCAACAAAGAACGACCGUGGAAAACCGUGUUACAAGGAAGUCCUCGAAGUCACCAUGAAGCACGGUGAUAUGAUGGUGAUGGUCGGCACCGAUAUCCAGAAAUACUAUGAGCACACUGUCAUACCCCAUGGGAACCGUCGCUUCUCGCUCACGGCUCGGUACAUUGACCCGGAGAAGAUGGACUCAGAGGAAGACAAAAAUGAAGCCAUCACCAGGGGACAAAUCCCCCAACGUGCCGCAGGCUUUGUUUACAACGGCUACUAA
Chaetomium strumarium is the source of this 2193-nucleotide messenger RNA. RefSeq lists its product as uncharacterized. Gene Ontology annotation, biological process: DNA repair; DNA alkylation repair. The record is from RefSeq and is a predicted model, not a curated record. NCBI's taxonomy places the organism in Eukaryota, Fungi, Ascomycota, Sordariomycetes, Sordariales, Chaetomiaceae. Gene Ontology annotation, molecular function: ferrous iron binding; cytosine C-5 DNA demethylase activity. Bases 1 to 2193 code for a protein of 730 amino acids. The transcript has 8 exons.